UAUUUCAUUUUCAGCAUGCUGACCUUGCUGCCGCUCCACUUACCCUCACUUUAGGCCGUUUGAAACAUGUGGAUAUGUCUUUUCCGUUUCUAAGUUCUGGAUAUAAAAUCGUUAUUAAAAAACCAGAUUUGACACAAAUGAAACGUGGACUUUUCAUUAUUUUGAAACCAUUCACAACUCCUGUUUGGUGUUUCAUCAUAUUAGCUUAUGUACUCACCGGUAGCUUUCUGGCAAUAAUCGGUCGAAUUAGUCCGUAUGAAUGGACAAACACGUCGGACGUGGAUGUUGAUUCGGACAAACGUAGCAGUUUUAAUUGUAUGAAUAGCUUUUGGUUCGUCUUCAGUACAUUUAUGUGGCAAGGAUAUCGUAUUGCACCUCGGUCUUUUUCUGGAAGAACACUCAGUGUGUUUUGGUGGAUAUUUGUCUUGGUAACGCUGGUUCUUUAUAUCGGCUCCAUGGCAGCGCACUUACUGGCAAAUAGACCAAAAAAUGCCUUUCUACCAUUCACAACUUUUCAUGAAAUGUCCAAACAAAAUGAAGUCGCUUAUGGGGUUUUAAAAUCAGGUUCAACUUUCCGUUAUUUUAAAAGGUCAUCAGUUCCUGUAGAAAGACGUAUUUAUGAAAACAUUAUGAAGGAUCAAAGUGUUUUGACAUCGUCAACAGAGGAAGGUUUGCAAAGGGUGCGAGAAUCAAACGGCAAGUAUGCCUACAUUAUGGAAGGCGAUCUGGCUGAAUUUUUAGUUAGUCAAAAACCCUGUGACCUUAUGGUAGUCGGAGAUAUAGGAGAUCACUCUUAUUCCUUUGUCACACAGAAGAAUUCUUUACUGAGUAAUGAGGUAAAUCAUGCUAUUAUUAGUCUACAAGAAAUGAAUACUAUUAAAGAAAUACAUAAGAAAUGGAUGCUGGGUGAAUGUCACACGAAUAUCUUUUGGGAAGUCUUCAUGGACGGUCAAGCGUACUUUGAUAAAAUCACUUCAAUACAUGACGACAUCUUUAGCGGUCUUAACAUCGCUUUAUUUGCUGGCCCUUUGAUAAUAUUGCUCAUUGGAAUGAUAUUAGCUGGAUCUUUACUGGUGGCUGAAGUAUUCCUGUCAGGCGGAGAUAUCAAGCGUAAUAAUAUCGGUGAAGAUGGCCACCAGCUUCAAGAAAGCUUUAACGAACAAAAUUAAUUGAGAUAAAAGCAACAUUUUACUGGACAUGCGCAGAUGAGCGAUGAGGUGGUGAGUCGGAAAAUCGGUGAGGCAAAAGAUGAACAAGUUAUUGAUAAGUGGCUCAUUAAAACUCACUUGUACUAACUUGA
Molecule: messenger RNA, 1300 nt
Organism: Octopus bimaculoides (California two-spot octopus)
Lineage: Eukaryota; Metazoa; Mollusca; Cephalopoda; Octopoda; Octopodidae
Product: glutamate receptor 2
Biological process (GO): monoatomic ion transport
Cellular component (GO): membrane
Molecular function (GO): signaling receptor activity; ligand-gated monoatomic ion channel activity
Source: RefSeq, a predicted model, not a curated record